CGCAAUGGCGGGAGCACAUUUGGCAUUCACAUUACUGAUUGUAGCGAUACUGGAAGAUUCACAAGCCAACAGUAUUAAUGCUCACGGUAUGAUGAAUGUGAAACCCUAUUUAGAUCCCAAGAGGCGAAGCGAGAUAGUUGACCAAGCGUUUUCAGAACAAAAAGAUGUUUUACUAGAUAUGCUCGAAACAAAAUUGAAAGAAGUGAGAGACAAAAAGAAAAAGAAGACACAUUUCUUAGAAGCCAACCAUACAAUUAACAAUAGUUUUGAAAAUAACAAGCCUUGUGAUAAGAAUUUGCAAAAUCUUGAUGUCAAACUGAAGGUCAAUGGCAUUAGUGCUAUCGGGGAUACGAAUUUACAACUCAAGCAUGGAACUGGUAAGGACUCUCUCAAUUUGGAUGCCAACGGAAUAUCCAACAUAGGCAAAGUUCACGUCGAGGUGGGGGUUGGGGCAUCUUCGUUGUACAUACCAGGAUUAAGCAAUUUAUUUGUUGGUCUCGGAUGUCACAACUGCACCAAACUUAAUUUGACAACUGAGCAUGAAGCUGAAAAAGCAAAUAAUACGAGAAGAAGUGAAGUAGAAAGCAAUUUGAAUGAAACCACAGCUAAUACUCAAAAUAUAACUACCACACUUGCUGUAACCUCACAAGGAUCAGAAGUAGCAAAGAAUGAAACAGCUCAGACAAAUGCAAACCCAAGUAGCGUCCUACCAAUAGCAGUCACUACAGUUGCUAAUAUCACUGCCAACAAUACUGUUUAG
This is a messenger RNA of Helicoverpa zea (corn earworm), 760 nucleotides long. RefSeq lists its product as uncharacterized. The coding region runs from base 5 to 760 and encodes 251 amino acids. The transcript has 5 exons. Lineage: Eukaryota; Metazoa; Arthropoda; Insecta; Lepidoptera; Noctuidae. The record is from RefSeq and is a predicted model, not a curated record.